CUAUCUGUUACUUGUGGAAAGACUCUCGUAUGGUUCAUAAUCAAGGUUGACCAUAACCAGUGAAGUAUGUUUUAUGUUAAACUAAGUUGUAUCGUCGUCGUCCACGAGCCAGCAGCAGCAGUCCGGCGGAUGUGGUCCGCGGGGGACGUGGAGGAGCAAUGUGAGCUGGAAUGCGCAUCUUGAUGGGGCUUGGCAUGAUGUUAUUUCCUGGAACUCAAUCCUCUCAGCAAGUGCCCAAAGCGGGCAUCUGGAACAUACCAAGCUUCUGUUUGAUACAAUGCCUGUGCAGGGCUUGGUUGCAGUAACCACCAUACUAACAGGUUACGGGCGAAGUGGUCGUGUUACACACUCCAAGAAAAUCCUUGAUCAAAGCCCAGAUAAAGAUCCGAUUGCCUGGGACGCCAUGAUUUCGGCUUAUGCGCAUAAUGGGCGUUUUCAAACGCGCUGGAUGUGUAUGGUGCGAUCAAGGUUGAAGAGGAGAGACCGGGCUCCACGUUGGUUCUUCUCGUGUGUGGACGCACUGGAUAAGUUUGGGAUGGCUUGCGUUGCUUCGCAUGGGAUCGUUGCAAACAAGCUCCAUGGACUGGCGAUUGUUUGCUGGGUGCAUCGACGAGCUAUAGCAAUUUGGAACAUGGUGCUCACGCAGCUAAGACUCUCUUGGGUGGUGCCGCCCAUGACCUCCUUGCGAACAUGUAUGCGAUGAACGAUGGAGCAACCAGGAAAGUAUGGUCUUUUCGAAGAGGAGGACAAGGUUGGCUGAGAGUUUGCGAUGAGGCGAUGGUUGCUCUAGCUCUAAGAACUGGAUUGCCCUGCUGCUCGACGAUUCGAGGGCGAGAUAUCGCUCCAACUUGCUGAUUCACAGGUAUGGGAAGCCUGGAAACUUGGAGCUUGCGUGCAAGGCUUUUGGGGCCAUCAAGCAUCCCAAUGUUUUCUCGUGGAAGCUUUUCAUCGCGGCGUGCGUUUUACCGGACGCAAGAGAGGUGUUUGGAACACAAUCCUGCGUGGGCAUUUCCAGCUCGCUAACCCUCGCGAAGCUAUGGCAGUGAUGCCGGAGGAGAGGGGCGUCGUUUCGUGGACUACUGUCCUCUUAGCAAAUGCCCAAGCAGGGCAUUUUGACGUUUCAAUUGCCUUGUUUAAUGUGAUGCCCGUACGUAGCGUGGCCAGCUGGAAUACUCUUUUACAAGCGUACACAUUGUUCAAAAAGCUGGCAGAGACUCGCGAUUUGUUUUUCUGCAUGCCAUUACGGAGAUGUUUCAGCGUGGAACACAAUGAUAGCUGGAAAUGCUGUAGCGGGGCAUUGUGCCGGGGCUCAAAUAAAUCCAUGCCAGAGAUGGACGUGGUUUCUUUAACGUCAAUGAUGAAAGCAUUUGGCGAGGCUGGGGGCUUGCAGGGAGCGCAAAAAGUAUGUGAUUCCUCUCCCGCGAAGACAUCGUGUGCUGGAGCGCCAUGGUAACCGCGUGUGCGGAAGAUGCUAAGUGCCUGUUUGACCGGAUGCCUGAAUGGAAAACGGUGGCCUGCUCGGCCUUGAUCUCGGCCUACGGCCAACACUUCCAUCUCGAGGCAGCCAUGCAGACGCUCGACGCAAUAGCCUACCGUAAUGUGGGAUCCUGGAGCUCGCUGGCCGCAGCUUACGCCGAUAACGGGAGUCUCGAAAACUCAGCAAAGGUAUUUGCAAUGAUCCCCGACCCGGAUCCCGUGUCCUGGAGCUCCAUGAUCACAGCCUAUGCUCGAUCUGUAACCAAGCCACCAUACCACCCGACUGAUGCAGCUCCAGGGCUUCGCGCUGGACAGCAUCACAUUCCUGGGCAUUCUCAACGCUUGCAAGCAAAGGGGGCUGCUUACUCAUAGUGGCGGAGCACGACUAUGGAGCGGUCAUCGACGCCCUUGCCGGAUCGGGGCUCUUGGGCUGCGGCGAGGAGCUCGCCGCCAGCCUGCCGCUGGGAUUGGACGUUAAGAAGCACUGAGCAUCCCAGCUGCCGAGAAUUUGGUUUCACUUCCUCUUGAAGCCUAAGGUUCUUAGAGCUUUUCGACGUCUUUUUUGGAGGACAUAGCUGCAAGCAGCCGCUGUCGGGGGUCCAAGGUCUUUUGCAGGACAAAAGUUGGCCCCUGGCAUCAAUGAGAUAGUGAUAUACUGUCUAGUUGUGUACUUUUUUGCCUCUUGAGAUUCGAACAUUUCCAGAGGGAGAGAGAUAAGUUGUGUCGAGCCAUCCUUUGGCCUCGUCGCCCGGUAUGGAACUUUGAAUGGAAGGAACGAGAAAGAGAAUGCGGCCCGGUCGAAACGAAAGCUGAUCCUUUUAGAGCUAGUAACUGAGGCUUCGUCCUGGAAGAUUUCUCUAAAGUUAAAGAAACAAGCAAACUAUGUUUGCUUACCUCCACUUUGGCCUCGUCGCCCGGUAUGGAACUUUGAAUGGAAGGAACGACAAAGAGAAUGCGGCCCGGUCGAAACGAAAGCUGAUCCUUUUAGAGCUGAGGCUUCGUCCUGGAAGAUUUCUCCAAAGUUAAAGAAACAAGCAAACUAUGUUUGCUUAAUUUUCUCGGAAAACUUUACAAUGUUUGACACCCUCUGGUCGCUGCGAUCGCUGAGUUUGAUGUCCUGGAAAACUCCCACAAAAGUCCUCUACAAAAAAGUCAAGGCGGUGAAUAAAAUGAAUGAAUGUUUGUAGUAGAAGUUUUAACUUGAAUCGGGCAUGCAGUGCUGGGCC
Selaginella moellendorffii is the source of this 2702-nucleotide messenger RNA. Its product is annotated as pentatricopeptide repeat-containing protein At4g02750-like. Bases 1447 to 1848 code for a protein of 133 amino acids. The transcript has 2 exons. Gene Ontology annotation, molecular function: protein binding; RNA binding. The record is from RefSeq and is a predicted model, not a curated record. Gene Ontology annotation, biological process: RNA modification. NCBI's taxonomy places the organism in Eukaryota, Viridiplantae, Streptophyta, Lycopodiopsida, Selaginellales, Selaginellaceae.